AUGCUUCCCCAUCACGCCGUUGCGUGUCUUCUCGCCGCCGCCUUUGCGGCUGCAGCUCCUGCUGGCCACGAUAGGCACCCAACCGUGGUCAACACCACGACAGGUCGCUACGCACCGUACCUUGACGUAUCUCAACCAAACGUCGCUUCAUUCCUCGACAUCCCAUACGCCGAGAACCCAGCGGGCGACCUCCGGUUUGCUCCGCCCGUGGCAAAGUCGUAUCCUGGUGACGAGGUCGUGAGGGCAACCUCUCUUCCAGCUGGAUGCUUCCAGUACAUUGGCCCCAACUUCCGAGGCACCAUAGCUGAAAAUCUCAACGCCACGCUCCUUCAACACGGGGACUUCUCCAACACAACGGAGGAUUGCCUGCGACUCUCCGUGUUCGCGCCGAGUCGUGCAGUGGAAGAUGCGACCCGCAAAUGUGGACAAGGGAAUCACCAGCAAGACAAAGCCCUCCCGGUUGUUGUCUGGAUUCAUGGGGGUGGCUGGGCACUCGGGGGUAUCAAUGUCCCCUUUCAACUUGCUCCAAACUGGGUGGAGCGAAGCCAGGAGCACAUUGUGGUGCAAAUCCAGUAUCGUCUGAAUCUUCUCGGCAUGCCCGAUGCUGCUGGCCUGGCUGAGACUGGUAACAAUCUCAACUUGUUCGUGCUGGAUCAGAGACUGGCCGUCGAAUGGGUCCGGGACAACAUUGCUGUUUUUGGGGGAGAUCCAGAGCGUAUAACGUUAUGGGGUGAGAGCGCCGGCGCAUACUCGAGCGAUGGUUUCCUGUUUGCCUACCCGCACGAUCCCAUUGUCCAGGCCGUUGUCUCUGACUCUGGCAAUGCGGUCGCCAUGGGCAGCGUAGUCACUGGCCCAUCGGACCACAGUGCUUUCUCAACGGCCGCAAAGGCGCUUGGCUGUGGCGGCCUUGACCCAGGCGAGGAGCUCGCCUGCAUGCGCAAGGUACCUGCAUCGUCCAUCAAGCGAUAUAUACAAGCCGAUGCCGGUCAAGGCGGUGCCAUCGACGACGGCGCGGUGUUCAACGCCUUUGCUGAUAACGUGACGAUCUUUACCGACUACCAGCGGAGGAUCAAGGAAGCCGGCUCAGACUUCCCCAAGCAUAUCCCUCUUCUGAUCGGCACAAAUACCAACGAGGGGGCAGCCGUCGUGCCGUACGACUUCCCAGGCAGCGAGACAGCAACGCAACUUCCAGCCGACUUGGAAGCCAUAGCUGAUUUCUUUGAGAACACUCUAGACUGUUCCACCUCUGUGGAGGUCCAGCUCCGCGCUCAGGCCGGCGCGCCGACGUACCAGUACCUGUACGAUGGAAACUUUACCAACAUAUCCCCACGACCUUGGCUUGGUGCAUACCACACAGCAGAGUUGCCUUUGGUCUUCGGCACUCACGAGACCUACGGACCUUCCUCGCCGUUUGAGAAGCUGCUGAGUGAGAAGAUGCAGGAUCGGUGGCUGCAGUUUAUGAAGGAUCCGGCCAACGGUCUCAAAGCCGCAGGCUGGCCUCAAACAUCGGCGGGAGGGCAAAGAUCCCAGAUUGCCUUGUUGGGUGCUCGUGACGAGGUCGAGCAAAUUGUUGACGUUGGCAGCCUGCUCAUGGAUUGCCCCGAGGGCAGUGGUAGCUCGUAG
This is a messenger RNA of Emericellopsis atlantica, 1623 nucleotides long. Its product is annotated as Alpha/Beta hydrolase protein. Gene Ontology annotation, molecular function: carboxylic ester hydrolase activity. The transcript has a single exon. The coding region runs from base 1 to 1623 and encodes 540 amino acids. The record is from RefSeq and is a predicted model, not a curated record. Lineage: Eukaryota; Fungi; Ascomycota; Sordariomycetes; Hypocreales; Bionectriaceae.